This is a messenger RNA of Lepisosteus oculatus (spotted gar), 2003 nucleotides long. It is a transcript of the gene eif3jb, whose product is annotated as eukaryotic translation initiation factor 3, subunit Jb. NCBI's taxonomy places the organism in Eukaryota, Metazoa, Chordata, Actinopteri, Semionotiformes, Lepisosteidae. The record is from RefSeq and is a predicted model, not a curated record. Gene Ontology annotation, cellular component: eukaryotic translation initiation factor 3 complex; cytoplasm. Gene Ontology annotation, molecular function: translation initiation factor activity.
GUAUCCCAUCAUUCCCAGGGCGCGGUGGUGCCGCCAGCCCAGUAGGACCUGCUCGCUCGUUGACUCAGCCUCACUCACACAUCGAAAGCGAGCAAAGAUGGCGGAUGUUGACUCCUGGGACGCGGACUAUUUCGAGCCGGAGGAGCCGAUCAACAAGGCGGCCGCGAUAGAUCGGUGGGAAGGCGAAGACGAGGAGGAAGAUGUGAAGGACAAUUGGGAUGACGAUGAGGAGGAGGAGGAAGAGGGGAAAAAGGUUGAGGAGAAAAAAACAGAAGUAAAAGUUUCAGAGAAGAAAAAAUUAAUUGAAAAGAUUAAAGAGAAAGAGAGUCGACUAAAGAAGAAGCAGGAAGAAAUUAAACAGAGGUUAGAGGAACCAGAACAGCCUGCAGAGCUGACGCCAGAAGAACAGUUAGCAGAGAAACUUCGCGUGAAAAAGAUGCAGGAGGAGUCGGACCUUGAACUAGCAAAAGAAGCAUUUGGUGUAAAUAAUGUAACAGGAAUUGAUGCCAUGAAUCCAUCUUCGAAAGAAGAAUUUACUGAAUUUGAGAAGUUGCUAAAAGACAAAAUAUCUCAGUAUGAGAAGUCAGUGCAUUUUUCCAGCUUUUUGGAAUCAUUGUUCCGUGAUCUAUGUAUUUCAUUGGAUGUGGAUGACUUGAAAAAAAUCAGCAACUCACUGACAGUUCUAUUAAGUGAAAAACAGAAACAAGAAAAGCAAAAUAAGGGGAAGAAAAAGAAGAAAGGUGUAGUCCCAGGAGGGGGUCUGAAGGCCAAGAUGAAAGAUGACCUGGCAGACUACGGGGAAUAUGAUGGAGGCUAUGCACAAGACUUCGAAGACUUCAUGUGACAAAGGCCUAUACCAGCAACCUUGCUCUGCUCUCCACAGUCCCUUAAACAUGCAGCACAACUUCCUCAUUUUGUCCAUUCUUAAAGAUGUGGUAUCCUUGUUUGUGCUCAGUCUUUGAAGGUUAUAAAGGCUUUACAAAGAGCAUGACCUCCAUGUGGUUUUGUCUCUCAGUUUAAAUAGCUGGCUGUGACCUGAUUCGAUUCGUCCUGCUCCUCAAAAUAACCAAACACGCUCAGUUUUCAAUGGAGAAAAUGACUGAACUGGAGUUAGAAAUGCUUGCAGUAAUUGGAUUAUGUGUAUUAAAGAGGAAAAACAUCAACGUCCAAAAACUUGACAAGACAAUUUUAACUUUUUUUUUAAAAGGUAAUAAGACCUGUGAUGAAAUGAAUGAAUAGUAUUACUGUUUGAUAACUCUUGCAUUGACAUGAAAAUAAAUCCGAUCUUCUAUGCAAAUAAAAAAGAGUAUUUUACUUUUCAUGUGGACAGCAUUUGCAGAUCUGCAGAAAAGGAUACUGCAUCUUUAUAAUAGUUUGGAUUGCCAAAUAUUACUGUUUAUGUUAAUGCUUUUGAAGGUGGUUCGGCAGAGCUGCAUAAGCAGGAACUAAAUGGCAGUCCUAUGGUAGGAUUUAAUUAAACAGUAGCACUUAAAGCUGACUGUAAAAAUACAAUGUAUGGACUACACUGACAAAAGAAAUGGGAAAGUUAUCCUAUGUGACCAUGGUCCUCUUGAAAUGUUAAAAUAUUAUGGAGUGUUCCCUGUAUAGGGUGCAGUGUUUAAAACAAUUGCUUUAUAAGUGCAAGUGCAUAAUUUGGUGAAGAUCAGCUCAAUAUUUUUGUGCAUAAAGAGUUUAGUUUGUAUUCAUAUUCUGUUUACUACUAAUGCAAGUACAAGGGUUUGCAGUUUUCCCUCAUUGCUGGUAUCUUCGACAGCUUCUGCAGCCUUGUUCUAAGUAUGGUUGGGAAUUUGGCGUAUUUAAAAGAAUGGACCCGGGGCCUUUGUAUGGGCUGUAAUUAACAAAAUAUUGUAGGCCUUUUUUUCUAACAAUUUAAGAAAUUUGCUUAGCGUAAAGUGUUACAAACAUUGGACAUCAGAAAUGCAAAUUGCAGCAUCUGCAGUGUUUUAUAGAGCAUCUAAUUUAAUAAAAUCACUGUUCUGAAA